AUGGCCGACCCCGCGACAGAAGUAAAGAAGCCGGCCCGCCCGCCCUCGGCUACGCACCACGUCAUCGUCAAGCUCGAGACGAUCCACGUGCCGCCUCCGGAGGUCAAUGAUGGUGACCUGGGGCCGGGAGUGACGCAUGAGGUUAUUGGGUACGAGUAUACCCGACCCUCGGAGAGCGCCGUCGCGGCGGCGAGGGCGUGGCCUGCGAGCGUGCUGAUUACGACGACUGUGCCUAUUAAUAAGGAGACGCUUGGGGAGGCGCCGUAUUUAAAGUGUAUCAUCACAGAGACGGUGGGAACAGAUCACAUCGAUCUAGAGGAGUGCAGGCGUCGCGGCGUGACCGUGAUAUACUCACCCAACGCGACAGUCGAAGCCGUCUCCGAGCACGCCCUCGGCUUGUACUUCUCAUCCCGCCGACGCUUCGUGACGCUCCACAACACGAUGAUGGACCACGCUGAGGGCCGCCCGAACCCCUGGCGCGCAAAGGGGAGCAUGUCCUCCCUCCUCCUCGACAGUGAGGGCCGCCCGCCGCAUACGUGCGGCAACGAGGUGGUGGGGAUGAUCGGCUACGGGCCCAUAGGGCAGCGCGUCGCCAAGAUGUGUCGCUCGCUGGGCAUGAAGGUCCUCGUCGCUGCGAGGAAGAACGAUGCCGCGCAUGCUGUGAACGGUAACGGGGUAACUCCCGCUGCCGCCGCUCAGCCGAAUGGCAACGGAGACGUCCACCGCACGCCCUUCGCAGAGGUCAUCUGUCGCGCAACGACACUCUUCCUCAUCGUGCCCCUCACGGCGGAGACCAAAAACCUCGUCGGCGAGGCUGAGAUGGCGACGAUGAGGCCUGACGCCGUGAUUAUCAACGUCGGGCGGGGCGGGACCGUGAAUGAGGCUGCGCUGGUGGCAGCGUUGCGGGAGGGUAGGAUCUCGGGGGCGGCGACGGAUGUUUAUGAGGUUGAGCCGGCGGGGAGUGGGCAGGAUAGUGUGUUACUGGGGGAGGAGGCAAAGGGCUUAAACUUGACGCUGACGCCGCAUUUGGCGUGGUGCGCUGAUCAGACGAGGGUGAAUAUCCGGAGGGUUGUCGGAGAGAAUGUGAGGUUGUUUUACGGGGGCGGGAAGGGUAGUAAUGUUGUGCUUGAUAUGCGGUGA
Messenger RNA from Colletotrichum costaricense, 1140 nucleotides. Its product is annotated as D-isomer specific 2-hydroxyacid dehydrogenase. The transcript is spliced from 3 exons. Bases 1 to 1140 code for a protein of 379 amino acids. The record is from RefSeq and is a predicted model, not a curated record. Gene Ontology annotation, molecular function: NAD binding; oxidoreductase activity, acting on the CH-OH group of donors, NAD or NADP as acceptor. Lineage: Eukaryota; Fungi; Ascomycota; Sordariomycetes; Glomerellales; Glomerellaceae.